Molecule: messenger RNA, 2820 nt
Organism: Halteromyces radiatus
Lineage: Eukaryota; Fungi; Mucoromycota; Mucoromycetes; Mucorales; Cunninghamellaceae
Exons: 4
Coding region: 107-2629 (840 amino acids)
Biological process (GO): regulation of transcription by RNA polymerase II
Cellular component (GO): nucleus
Molecular function (GO): RNA polymerase II cis-regulatory region sequence-specific DNA binding; DNA-binding transcription activator activity, RNA polymerase II-specific
Source: RefSeq, a predicted model, not a curated record
CUUUUUUUCUUCUUUCUUCUUUUUAUUUUAUAUUAUUGUCUCUCUUUUUUUUUUUUAUCGCUGGCGAUUUUAUUUAUAUAUUAAAAACUUAUUUUUUUUUUUUGAAAUGAUGACUUCUUUUGUACCUUUGGAUGAAACCGUGUCACGUAAAAGAAAGCAAGAACCUACAAGUUUAUCAGAAUUUGUAUAUUCUUCUCCAAACUCACCAUCACCUCAUCCCAUGAAUCUAUCAAGUACUGAUAUUAUGGACCAUGGUUAUUCUUUUGGUUUUGAUCCUUCUUCUUUUGAAUACCCAAGUUUAAAUGAUUAUUCAGAUUCUCAUUCAAGACGUCAUUCAGUUGCAGUAGGUGAUAUGGAUUAUUAUCAUCAAUAUAAUAAUAAUAAUGAAUUUAUCAAACAAGAACCUUUGGAUCAUAUGAAUUGGGGAAAUGUUCAACAAUUAUUUGGUGGAACAUCUUUACCUUCUUCAUUCUCUUCUCAUUCAAGUGGUACAACUUCUGAUGAUACUGCAACUCAUCAACGUACUUUAUCUCUUCGUUUGGAAAAUUUACCUUCUUCUCCUCAAGAUCAUGCAACUCCUACCACUCCUGUUUUCUUUUCUCCAACCUUUUUGGAUUCACUUAGUGCAACAACAGAAGAGGAUAGUUUUACAAAUUUUAUGGAUUCUUCUUUUAUAUCUUCUCAACAACAUACUAUUCCUUCUGAUUUUUUGGUACAUCCUGCUGCUGAACGAAGAGCAAAAAAUAGUUUGGUAUCGGCUCGUAUUGUACAAGGUGCUAAUUCAGCUACGCAAUUAAAACCUUUGAUUCAACGUUACCUUUUGUCCAAUGAUUCUUGUGGUGAACAUUCUGUUACUAUCUUGACCAGUAAGGUUGCACAAAAAAGUUAUGGUACUGAAAAAAGGUUUUUGUGUCCACCUCCUACAACAAUUUUAUCAGGUGCAUCAUGGUGGACUCAAAAGGAUGGUACACUUUCUACUCCUAAAUUAACUAUUCAUAUAUCUGGUGAACCUACAAGUCAAAAUGGUACUUUAGAAUGGUCAGAUCAAAAUGGAUGUGUUAUGGAAAAUCCUUCUUCUCUUGCUCAAGAUAAAGUUUCUCUUUCUGGAAAAUGUGUAUCCAAACAACUUCAUAUCAAUGAUGCAGAUGAAAAGCGACGUCGUGUCGAAGUUUUGGUCAAAAUUCAAUUGGGGAAUGGUUUACAACUUGGUACUCUUGCUAGUAAAGGAAUUAAGGUCAUUUCUAAACCAAGUAAGAAAAGACAAAGUUUAAAAAAUAUGGAAUUAUGUAUUCAUCAUGGUACGACAGUAUCAUUAUUCAAUCGUAUUCGAUCACAAACUGUAUCAACUAAAUAUUUGGGUGUAUCCAAUGGUGAUGGUAAUAACACAGGGACUUGUUUUGUGGCUCGUACAGGUUCAUGGGAUCCUUUUGUUAUUUGGAUUGUCGAUACUUCACGUUCACCAGAAUCAGCAUCAUCCACUCCUCCUCGUUUACCUCAUCAUCCUACCAAUCCUGAUUUCCCACCACCUCCUGCUAUUGCUUUACAAUCUGGUGCAAGUCUUCAAACCCCCAUGGCUCUUCAUUACAAUCAACCUGUGGUUUUACAAUGUGUUAGUACUGGUCUUGUGAGUCCUGUGAUGGUGAUUCGAAAAGUGGACAAAGGAAGUGCUGUACUUGGUGGUAACCGUGUCGAAGAUUUAUCGGGUCUGACAGGUGGUGAAUGUGGUGAUGAAGCUAUUGGUGAUCCUGUCUCUCAACUUCAUAAGAUUGCCUUUCAAAUUGUUCAAGAUCCAUCCGUGGCUUAUAACAACAAAGCAAAUUAUCAACUAUAUCCAAAUAAUAAUAAUAAUAAUAGAAUGAUGAAUGAUUGGAUUUUACCUCAAGCAUCCCAUCCUGUUACUUAUCUUGCAUGUUUGAAUGAUGUAGUAGGCAUGCACAAGACAUCUACCAUGCGUACCGUGAUAUCAGCUCGACCACCUCCUUCUUCUUCUUCUUGGAAUAUGGAUGAUGAUUUGAUUUCUUCUAUGAUCUCUUCUCAAAUAGAAGGCAAAGUAGUACGAAAACGACGUGUCUCUUGUGAUGUUGUGAAAAAUAAUAAAUUGAUUGGGAAAAAUAUAGCAAGUCAACGACGACGUGUCAAUUCUUUAAAUGAUGUCAUGGAACGGGCCGAUCGACGAUCAAGUAUCAGUUCAGAUGAUGGAUCUUGUUGGACUGAAGAUGUAUCUGAUGCAGCCGUAUGGACCAUUGUUGGUACCGAUUCAGCAAAAUUCACUUUCUGGACACCUCAACAAGAAUCAUUCAACAAUCCAUUUACUCAUCCUCAACAAAGUCAUGCCAUUACACCUUUCCCAUUGAUUCAUCAUAUCAAUUCCACUUCAUCCAAUAUCAUGGUCAUGACUGGUGAAAAUCUAACUCGCGAUUUGGCUGUAUGGUUUGGUGAUGUCAAAGCUCCUCUGACGGAAUACAAAUCAAGAGAUUUAAUAUCUUGUACCAUCCCUGAUGUGGCUGAUCUACGUUCCAGUCUUGUUGCCUCUUCUUGUAAUGAUGAUCCUCUUUCAAACAAGAUCCCGAUUUUAUUGGUUCGUGGUGAUGGUGUGGUUUAUCGUACUGGUGAAUUCUAUUCUUUUUAAACUAUUUAUCUUUUUGUAUAUUCCCCAUUUCCUCUUCCCCUCUCUUCAUUCCCUUUAUAUAGUUUAUAUGCAAUUUUUUUUACUUUUAUAUGUUUUUUUUUUAUGAUUUAUCCUAUGAUGUAUAGUUGUUUUUUUAUGUCUCUUCUUUCUAUGGCAUUUUUGUCAUUCUGUAAAUAAAAAAAAAAUUGUUU